CCAAACUCCAAACGAACGCUGAAAAUGGGUUCCAUUUCCAUCUCUAACAAUCACACCAGCUUACUACUUGCUCCUCAUUCGUAUUCAUUAACACAGCCAAAUAUUUUCUACUCUCAAUUCAUCAACUUCCCGAAAACCCCAUUUUGUAAUUCAUACCCAUUACUAUCAUCAUCACUUAUAAAUCUUAUCGCCAACAGAACCCCUAGGUGUGUUGUAACCGCCAAAAAGAAAACCCCCUCUUCAGAACCAGUUCUCAGUCCUUCCAUUGUUGAAGAAGUGUCAGAGGAUGAUGAAUUUGAAGAAUUUGAUGAUGAGGAAUUCGAUGAUGAUUAUGAUAUUGAAGAUGAGUACGCGUUAGAAGAUGACGAACCCAAAGCUGGAGAUGGAGGUGGAGGAGGUGGAAUUUCACUUGCUGGGACUAAAUGGGACAAACAAGUGUUAGAAAUGGCUGAACAAGUUUCCAUGUCUUUUGAUGGAGAAUUGGGAAUAUAUGCUUUCAAAACUUUACAAAAUUCUGCCAUUCGAGUGCGCAUUGAAAGGCUUACAAACAAAUCGGGUUCUCCCACCAUGGAAGACAUUGAAGCUUUCGCAAAGGCAUACAGAGAACGAUUAAAUGAGGCUGAGGCUGAUGGAUCUAUUCCUGAUAUAUCAAUUGAGGUAUCUUCACCUGGACUUGAGAGGGUGGUUAGGGUUCCUCAAGAUCUUGAGAGGUUUAAAGAUCGUCCCAUGUAUGUGAGAUACACAACUGAAGGUGAUGAUGUGGAACGUGAUGGUGUUUUGAGGCUUGAAUCUUUCCGACUUGGAAACUAGGCGUUGUAUUUGGGGUUUAGCAGAUGUUAAGGUUAAUCGAGAAAAGGCGGGAAAAGGAAGACCACUUAACAAAAAACAAAAGGAGUGGCGACUCGAUACCCCCUUUCAAUCUUUGGUUUUAGUUAGGAUUUAUGCUGAUUUUUGAAUGUGUAUCAUAUGCUACAUCAAGUUAACAUUUUAAUAAAAAAUUUGGUAAUGUCACAAUAACUUAAUACAAGGUGUACAAAUGAGGAAG
Lactuca virosa is the source of this 1045-nucleotide messenger RNA. Lineage: Eukaryota; Viridiplantae; Streptophyta; Magnoliopsida; Asterales; Asteraceae. The record is from the annotation of a GenBank genome assembly.